UAAGUACAAAAGAGUGCAUGGGGACACUACCUUGUUACAACUACCUAGUUGCAUCUUGGGGGGCUGCAACAAAUAGACAGCAAUACAGGCAAUUGCAACAAGUCCAUUGGUUUCACCAAUUUCUUGCGCUGAGCACCAUAAAACACAGAUGAUGUAACACUUGCACUUGCUUUGGUAGAAGUAGUAACACAAGCUAUUGUAGCAUUAAAAGCCUGAGAAAGAAACACUUGUCUCCUAGGUGGUAAAUUGGACAUAAUGGAAAUGCUGGUAAUCCCACUAUCCUGGGGCUGAUUACUACUAAUAUUAGUGGUGGUGGCAGUGGUGCAUGGCACUACUUCUGAUGGUGGAUUGGGAACACAACCCCUUCAAUUACCCUUUCUCAAUUUCUUACUCGUACUGAACAUCACAAUCCCCAUAAUAGGGAAUUGCUUUUUCCAACCAGUUAACAACUAAAAAAACAACAAAACAAUCAAACAAACUUUUAACAGCAGCAUAUUGGUGACAUAUUCUCACAAUAAGAUCAAUGACACAAUGUAAUCUCCUUUCUCCCGCUCAAAGUUGUUUCAAGUACCCCUGACAGUAACUAUCUAGCUAGAUACAGCAGUAAGUUAAAACUAGUCUCACACUAGAAUCAAAGACCCAAGCUACCCCCCACUCACACACAGACACGGCAAGAGCAAAGCACACAGUACUAAUGCUAGUCUAUCUUCCUCAAUAGCUGCAGUCAAAGUGUCUGGAAGUAUCCUGCUUAGAAGUAUAAUAUUUUUUACUGCUUCUUCUUUUUCCCUCUAUUGGUCAGUUGUCACUUGAUUUGUGAAUAAAAUGAACAUUUACUGGCUGCCACUAACCAAGAGAUGCAGCCUACAUAAUUGGGCAGUCCUCUUUUCCAUUUUGACAAACUAAACUAAACUAAAAUAGAAAAACAAUAUGGACCCUUUUUUUUCUGGUGCCAGGAAUGGCACUGUGAAUCAAGACCCAAAAUGAGUAUAUCUGGGUUUGCAUGAGUCAGUUCCCCAGAGAUUCUGGCAUGUGGUGGCUUGGAAUUCAGAUUUCCAAGUAUAGUUAUAUGCUGUGUAUAUGUUCAGUGAGCUACUUGCAACACACAGCAGCAUGUGAUGUCAUGUUUCCUUUUAUGUGGUACAACUAUAAACAGGAAUCACAUUAUGAACUAGAGUGACGUCAUCUGCAUGGUGAUGAAAACAAACAUACAUUUGAAAAAAUCCUACAGAAGAUUUUCUGUGAAACACAUCAUCCUUUAUAUAUCAAGAUUUGUUUUGUAUAAAAAUCGUGUUACAUUAGUACAUGCCCCUUCAUUAUGUGAUGGUCACAGUUCUCACCAUGACAUUCAGACGGCCAGACGUGAUCACCCCAGAAGUGUCCUGGGCCUGCUAAUAUGCCUCUAAGCUACAGCAGGUUCUGUUCUUUUGUAUAAGUUCUAUCCUUGCUAUUUCUGGCUAUUAGUGUCUGUAACACUAGGGGGCUGGACUUCCUCUGUGGCUGAUACCUGUGCUUCACCUGAGGCGGAUCGCUAAUCAUCUGGGUAUUUAAACACUGCCUUGUCCUGGGAACUUUAUAAGUUCUUUGAUUCUGGUGAUCGUGUGUUCCUGUUUUGUCUCCUGAUACUUGUUCUCCAGAUUGACCUUGGCUUUCCUUGUUUAUCCUGACCUCUGACUUUGGCUUAUCCUCGACGAUCCUUCUGCUUGUGUCCUUGUCUGUACUAUGAAUUGGAGCACCUUUCAUGCACAGCCCCUGUGCACAGAUUCACAGUCCUGGUGGUUUCUAACCUUAUCAUCUUGGACUGUGUAUAUCUGCAAGGGUGAGCACAAAUCUUUGCCACCUGAUGUAAGACCAUGACAGUGAUAUAUUAACGUCACCAAAUAUUUUUCUAAGCUAGAAAACAGUGGGAGAGGUAGUGGAAUUGCAGUUCAUCCAAAAAUGAAUCUCUGUUUUUUAUUUUUUUGUAAAUUGUAUAUAGACAAAAAAUAUUUUGUACAGUUAUAUUUUCCUUCUUUCUACAGCACUUAAAGUACCGUAUAUACGCGAGUAUAAGCCGACCCGAAUAUAAGCCGAGGCCCCUAAUUUUACCACAAAAUACUGAGAAAACGUAUUGACUCGAGUAUAAGCCUAGGGUGGGAAAUGCAGCAGCUACUGGUAAAUUUCUAAAUUAAAUUAGAUCCCAAUAAAAUUACAUUAAUUGGAUAUUUAUUUACAGUGUGUGUAUAGAAUGAAUGCAGAGUGUGUGUUUGUGUGUGUAUAUAAUGAAUGCAGAGUGUGUGUUUGUGUGUGUAUAUAUAAUGAAUGCAGUGUGUGUGUGUUUGUGUGUUGUGUGUGUGUAUAUAAUGCAGUGUGUCUAUAAUGCAGUGUGUGUGUUUGUGCAGUGUGUGUAAACUGGAUGAGGGGAGGGCAUUUUUAUUUAAAUUUUUUAAUUUUAUUAUAUUAUUUUAAUAUUAAUAUAGUAUUAUUUUAAUAAUAUUAUUAUUAUUUUAAUAUUUAAAAUAAGUCCUCAGUGGGAGAGUAAUAAUUGAGGGGAAGGGGGUCCCUACCUUUAAUAAUCCUAAAGGAAAACACAAUUAAAAAAGGACAGAUGGGAGAAAGGAGUUUAAAUGGUAAACCAUCUAGAGACAGUUACAGAAAACAGGUGUCUACUGUAGGAAAGAAAGACUACCUGGCAAAUUCUAAACCAAAAGGUUGAGCAUCAUGCGUCCUAAGUCUCAUAGGUAACCAAUCCAGGUAUAAAGUAAUAGCUAGAACACUGUGCCUAUAUAUAGAGGUGGAAAAAACCCUCUAUAGGAGAAGUAAAAAACUACCCCAAAUUUCCCAAAAACAGACUCCUAUCUGUAGAGAGCUUGCUCUAGUUACCUCGGCACUGUGUUGCCACAAGUGCCUACCCGGAUACCUAAUCCCUAUAAGUCCUAAAAGUUACAAAGAUUUAAACAGCUAAAUCCAUAAGUGCUACCAAAAAGAGGUGAACAAAAAGAAAAUUAAAUUAAAUAAAGUAAGCUCGACGCGCGUUUCGGCGUUUCAGCACGCCGUCGUCAGGAGCAAUAAACUUUUGGAGUUCCCUGUAUCCAUUUAAAUACCUUUUGUUGCAAUCAAUUAAAAUUGUAAGAUGCUGUAUGUGGUAUCCUGCCGUAAUUGUCAGUUCCUCAUUGGUCCGAUAUUUAGCCAAUGCCGUCCCUUAUCGGCCGCAUCACGUGACGUCGUGACGUAAAUGAAGGGGCGUGAUUCCGAGAUCGGGUGGGGCCCAUGUGGGUGCAGUAUGGGAAUGGUUAGACUGCAGAGUUCCUCAUACUCGAGAGGAGAACCCUCUAUUUGAAACCCGACGAAAUAAAGCACUCGUUUUAAGAGGUGUGACCAGAGCACAAAAUGAGUGUCAUAGGAGUGCUGUAGUUUACACUGAUAUGAGGAAACAAUAAACAGUUGCCUGGGUCCCUGGACCAUUAGUGUACAGAAGUCAAACAGCCAAAACGCUAAAUAACUACUGUACACUUCACUUAAAGUUUUAAGGGAUGAAAUUUAUAAAUCAACAAUUUAUUAUUAUCUCGCGAGACUUACACUGUGAGCGGAACGGAGCUGACCGAGGAGCUGCACGGAGGAGGAGGGAGCUGACAGGAGCUGCAGGAAG
Molecule: messenger RNA, 3625 nt
Organism: Pelobates cultripes (western spadefoot toad)
Lineage: Eukaryota; Metazoa; Chordata; Amphibia; Anura; Pelobatidae
Source: the annotation of a GenBank genome assembly